Messenger RNA from Schistocerca gregaria, 1972 nucleotides. Its product is annotated as protein MAK16 homolog. Lineage: Eukaryota; Metazoa; Arthropoda; Insecta; Orthoptera; Acrididae. The coding region runs from base 31 to 843 and encodes 270 amino acids. Gene Ontology annotation, cellular component: preribosome, large subunit precursor; nucleolus. Gene Ontology annotation, biological process: maturation of 5.8S rRNA; maturation of LSU-rRNA. The transcript has 4 exons. The record is from RefSeq and is a predicted model, not a curated record.
CUACUCUCGUCCUGCUCGGCACGACGAAGGAUGCAAUCCGAUGAUAUUAUUUGGAUGAUCAUAAGCAAAAGAUUUUGCUCUUUUAAAGUCAAAACGGAAAAGCAAGACUUUUGCAGGAAUCAGUAUAAUGUUACGGGACUGUGUAACCGAGGUUCUUGUCCCCUGGCGAACAGUCAAUACGCCACAAUCAUUGAGGAAGAGGGCAAGUGUUACUUGUACAUAAAGAGCAUUGAGAGAGCGCACAAACCCGCUGAACUAUGGGAAAAAAUUUAUUUGAGCAACAGCUAUAAACAAGCACUUGCGUUGAUCGACAAGCACCUCCAAUAUUGGCCUCAAAAGACGGUAUUUAAGGUGAAGCAGCGCCUGACUAAAAUGUGGCAGUACCUGAUAAGAAUGCGUAAACUGAGGCACAGUCUUCGACCAGAGCUCAUUCCUAUUGUUUCUAAGGUUGAGCGCCGAGAAAAGGUCAGAGAGUAUAAGGCUCUCAGCGCCGCGCAAAUUGAGCAAAAGAUCAAAGCAGAACUGUUAGAGCGACUUCGCUCUGCCAAUGUUUAUGGAGACAUUUACAAUUUUGCGCCAGAAGCGUUCAAUGAGAUACUUGCCGAGACGGAAAUAGAAAGUCAGGGCUACGGCGACGAAACAUGCGAAGUCGAUGACGAAACUUUCAUCGACGCGGAGGAUUAUGAUGAUGAGGAAGAGUUGAGCGAUCUGGAGUCCGAAGACGAACUGCCAGAACCAAAGAGAAAAGGACCGACCAAUGACAGUUCUAUGGAUGACAGGAAAAAAAGGAGAAAGAGAAGGAUUGAAAUUGAGAUAGAAGAGGAGGCGGGCGCUCGCAUUUAAGACAGAAUACCCCGCAUGCAAUCGAACAUGCUGCAGAAGAAUUUUGUUUUUCACUGUUCUCGAGGAAAGUGUCAUUUUAUGAGACGCUUUGACGGUCUGAGUUUUUGCGGGCUGUCAGCAGGACUUUCGCGCGUGUAUGAGAGCGGUCUCAAAAAUAAGUUCAUUUUUUUGAUUCAGCGUUUUGCGGCUCGGCGAGCGGUGAUUGGCAACGUCGGGGGUUUGGCGAGAGUGCUGCAUACGUUAAAGAGCUGUGCUUUUUAUAGAUAAAAAACAUAAUUUUCUUAUUUGGCGUUUUUUCUUCUUCUUUGUUCCAAGACGUAUUUGAUGGCGGGGAACGGCAGCGACAUCACCAGUGGAAGGAAUACGAUAUACGUUUUUUCUGUCGGGAAUGUGUAGAGAGGGAGCAUGUCCGGAUCUGACUCGAGUUGUUUUGCGUACCAGAGAGAGCGAGAAGAGUGUUCAAGUGCUUUUUCGCUUUGUAAGCGGGAUGCGAUACCGCUUUGAAUGGACAGUUCUACGAGGCGGAAAAUGUGGUCUUCUAGGACUACGUGUUUUCGGUCUAGGAUUAGUGAAAACGCAUGUAGGAUUUUUUUGACUUCCAGUAUAUUUUUGGAUAUCAAGUGUCUGGCUAGGCAGUCUAGUUCCCAUUGAGCGAACCCGACCUUUUUAUUGGGUAUAUGGUAAAAGGAUAUGUUCUGGAAGACGUGGACGUAUUCGAAUUCUGAAAACCCAAGCAAUUGGCGGAGUUGAGAGCGGAAAAGGCUGAAGCUCAAACGGAGGUCCGCCAAGUCGAGCGUGGAAGACGCGUCUUCUGGAUCGCACGAGUGAAACACGAAUCCACCAAAAUCGAGGUCGACAAAUGCCGGUGUGUAUUGAGAAGGUGAGACUUGAACGGCGAGAGGAGAGUGGUCCGUAGACGGAAUAAACAGAUUAAAGUAUAAUAUCGUUUCGAAGGGAGAUUUAUCUAAGCCAGAUCUUGAUGCGAUCGAAUCGUAAUUUAGACUGUCCUUGAGCAUGUCAAAAGGGAAAUAGUAAUAUUUUUUUUGGUCGUAGAUCGGUUCCAGAUUGAGUCGGUGAUGAUAAAGAAUUUGCGACUCGAUAGUCAAAUUCAGUACAGAAUUUAAAGCCU